Molecule: messenger RNA, 459 nt
Organism: Fulvia fulva
Lineage: Eukaryota; Fungi; Ascomycota; Dothideomycetes; Mycosphaerellales; Mycosphaerellaceae
Product: ATP synthase F(0) complex subunit C2, mitochondrial
Exons: 3
Coding region: 1-459 (152 amino acids)
Biological process (GO): proton transmembrane transport; proton motive force-driven ATP synthesis
Molecular function (GO): proton transmembrane transporter activity
Source: RefSeq, a predicted model, not a curated record
AUGUUCGCCUCUACCAAACUCGCCUCUUCAGCCCUGCGCGUCAGCGUCACGCAGCAAUCCCGACGCAUGUUGUCCACGCCGCGAGGAGCGGCCCCUCUUCGAAGCUCCAUCGCCCGCCAGCCCAUCGCUCGCAAUGGUCUGAUCCAGUCGAACGGCCACAAUGCCUUCGUCACCCACUCGCUCCGCAACACCGCCCAGUCCCGCGGCAUCACCGCCGAGACGACUACAGGUGCCAUUGUAAUGGCAGCAAAACUGCAAGGCGCGGGUCUGGCUACAGUAGGCCUAGCUGGUGCGGGCGUGGGCAUUGGAGCUGUGUUCGCCGCGUUGAUUAUAGGUGUGAGCAGGAAUCCGUCGAUGAGAGGACAGCUGUUCCAGUACGCCAUUAUGGGGUUCGCGUUUGCUGAGGCUCAGGGGCUGUUUGCUAUGAUGAUUACGUUUUUGAUGUUGUAUGCAUAUUGA